Amoebophrya sp. A25 is the source of this 2005-nucleotide messenger RNA. The record is from the annotation of a GenBank genome assembly. NCBI's taxonomy places the organism in Eukaryota, Dinophyceae, Syndiniales, Amoebophryaceae.
AUGAUCGACAUGUCGCCAAUCGCAUAUCCGGUGAAGGCGAAUUCGAAGGGUACUUGUGAUGUUUUCAUGCAAAUGUACUGUUACAUAAGUUAGUAGCUAGAACUCUUCUUGAUAAGUAGGAGAUACCCAGCACAAUGCUGCAACUGCAAUAUCAUGUGCAAUUAGCACUUGUGUGAAAGGUCUUUUGUAUCGGUAACUUUGAGUUGAGAUGAUGGUAGACUUUUGCUUUUCUACCGAUUUGGAAUUACGAUUCUUGGAGUUACAAUCCUAGGACUGCACCGUAAUUGUGUUUCAUGAUCAUGCAGGUGAGCUUCCUGAAGCGCAUGCACGGCGUGGGUCCCACGUUUUAGUUCGACAUCUGAAUACGUUGGCAAGCGCUGCGUUGAAGGGGUGUGAGGUAGUGGAAGAAACGAAGAGGAACUACUUGCGCAGCGUAUCACCCUUGCCGCUCGAGGAUCCAACCCCAGCACAGAAAACGGCGCAACUGCAACGAGCUUACGCUGACUUCGCGGAGGAGCAUCAUGAGCGCGCCCAGAGAGCUUCAGCGCAUCUACACGCCAAUUUUCGGCCCGACCGUUGUCCGCUUCAGCGGGACCGGGGCGAACUUGGAGAGGGGUCGCCUUCUAGAACCAGCCAAGCGACAGCACAGUCGCCGCCAGAUAAUGUCAUGCGGGAUUGGCGAUCGCAAAAUCGAUACUCGAUGGAUACGUACUUUAAAUUACGUUUUGAACAUCUUUCUUCCUCUAUAUGGCCUACGCGAAGUCUAAUUAAUGAUAAUCGUCCUUUUAGGGUUGAGUCAACCAAUUACACCACGACUGAUUUUUUCCCUCUCUUUAAUGCAGGCAUAAUCGGCAACAAAUGGAGCUUGCGAGGGAGUUGAAUCACGCACGGAAGUAUAGAGUAGUGAACGUGAAGCCCUAUAGAUCCUCGAAGGUUCGCUCACCUCGGAAUUCACCGCGUGCGGAAAAUAUUAACAGCAGGCCCGAUCUUCUAUUUCCCACGUGGAGAGACGCAGAGGAAGGCUGCAAGCCUAAAUUGCUGUUCGACCAUGCGAUUCCAGGGAAAGAUGACUUAGAUUUGAGUCCCUAUCAGCGCAUGCGAAAACGUAUUCUUUUCUAACAUGAUUGCACCAUAAUUUUAAUUUGUGAAACUAAUGCAUGGCUAUGGCUUCCGCAAAAUUUCUAGGGUCGUUGAGUAUCAAACUUUCCCACUGUUUGUCUCACAAAAAUGAACAGGUCAACACAGCUUGGCACCAAAGGUCACGGACCCGGUAGCGGGCGGAUCUCCGAGUGGUAGGUUUGCAGAAAAGCGAGCGAGAAGUGUGAUGGUUGAGCGUAAGCGGCUUGAUUUCGAGGAAAGCACCUUGGCUCGUGCCCCGCAACCAGGAUCAAAAUUGAGCACACUCGAUGCGCCACUAGAAGGCGUGGUGCGAUUGCUUUCCGAGGGGCCAGUUUUGAAUCCGGUUCGGAUGUAUCGGAGACCGAAUCCACUGGCAGAUGCCGAACCAGCGGAAAGGACAACUAAAGACAGCGAACUGAGUGCAGACGCGGCGCAGGUGUACGAGGACGCGGUGGAGGACCACGUUGGAAAAUUGAUUUUCGGUCGCAAAACUCUCUCUGACAUAGAGUUGAAAAAGUUCGAGGACCGCACGAAAGUAGGUGGAUCGUAUAUCUCUCAGCAUAUUGCCGCGAAAAGCACCGGAGAUAAUGCGAAGAGCAGUAUUGCGACUGGUCCAAAGAACGACGCACCGGCUACAUCUUCUACCAGUCAAGAGACUACUAGAGACGAACCGCCACUGCCCACUAUUCCCAGCUACAGCACCUCUUCGCCCCGCUUAAUGGCGUUGUCUUCAAGAAUCACAGACGGUUUUCGUGCGCGAGAUGAAGUGGGGCCCAAGCCGCGCCACACGAAGCACGUACCGCAAAGAAAGCUGCGCGGCCCAUCGGAAGAAGACGUAGUCUUGGCAAGACGAAUAUCCACGGAAAUCGCUCUUAAGGAAUCGGAG